Messenger RNA from Nilaparvata lugens (brown planthopper), 5908 nucleotides. RefSeq names its product mitoferrin-1. The transcript has 6 exons. Bases 212 to 1321 code for a protein of 369 amino acids. Gene Ontology annotation, biological process: iron import into the mitochondrion. The record is from RefSeq and is a predicted model, not a curated record. Gene Ontology annotation, molecular function: ferrous iron transmembrane transporter activity. Lineage: Eukaryota; Metazoa; Arthropoda; Insecta; Hemiptera; Delphacidae. Gene Ontology annotation, cellular component: mitochondrial membrane.
UGAUUUUAUAUUAUUCAUAACCACGACCCCGCGAGGAGCAUGUUGCAGAAUCGUAGGUCAGUUUGUCAGUUGUUCUACAUUCUUGGAACUUGGUUGUAAUAACCUUGUUCAGGUAGUUGAUACGGUCGGUGAAGGUGGUUCGAAUUCGAAUCGUAGUCGAAUAAUAAUUAUUUAUUAAUAGUGAGGUGUUUUAUAAAAAUAAUAGACUAUUAUGAACUUUGAAGACUAUGAAACGCUUCCCACGAACAAUGUUUCUACGCACAUGAUGGCUGGUGCCUUUGCAGGAGUGAUGGAACAUUGCGUAAUGUACCCUUUAGAUUCUGUCAAGACGCGAAUGCAGAGCCUGUCACCUGCGAACGCGCCGUACCGAGGCAUAGCGGAGGCACUACACCGCAUGGUGGUCCACGAGGGAGUGCUGAGGCCCGUACGGGGCAUUGGUGCCGUGGUGGUCAGCGCAGGCCCCGCCCACUCGCUCUACUUCAGCUGCUACGAAUACCUCAAAGACUCGCUCGCUCACCGCAUGAACCCACACAUAGCUCACGGAGCGGCAGGAUGUGUAGCGACAGUCCUUCAUGAUGGCAUCAUGACUCCAGCAGAUGUGGUGAAACAAAGGAUGCAGAUGUACAACAGUCCGUACAAAUCGCUCAGUGAGUGCAUACUAAGGCUAUACCGCACCGAGGGCCUGCGUGCGUUCUACCGAUCGUACACGACAACGCUGGCGAUGAACAUUCCGUUUCAGAGCAUCCACUUCAUGGUCUACGAGAUGGCGCAGUCGCUCACCAAUCCGGACCGCGUCUACAACCCCGCCGCGCACAUGAUGUCGGGCGCCGUUGCCGGUGGACUUGCGGCAGCCAUCACCACGCCGCUUGACGUGUGCAAGACGCUGCUUAACACGCAACAGACUGGGGCUAGAGUAUAUGGUAUGAUGAACGCAAUUAAGAUGGUGUACACACUAGGAGGGCCGUUGGGCUAUUUCAAAGGCAUCAGCGCCAGAGUCCUUUAUCAGAUGCCUUCAACCGCCAUCUGUUGGUCGACGUAUGAAUUUUUCAAAUACUUCCUGACGAGCAGGGGGCUCAUUUCAGACUCGCAUAGUGACUCGGCCGACAGGAAUGAAAUUGAGCCGACCAUCCCGAAGAGCAGCUUUGGUUCAUCAUCACUAAGCGACAACCGGCCGUCGGUCAGCGGUCUCUCAGUGGGCGUCGCGCGGGAACUUCCCUUUCUGUCAGGCACAGGCAUACAAGGCGCGCUCUCUCUCACCACCGUACACACAGCUGACAGCACGCAUGCGUCGUCCUCUCUGCUAGACAUCACGCAUAGUUGAAUCACUCCUCCCCCCCUCUCAUCAUCAUUCAUCAUCAUCAUCAUCAACCUUGCUCGACUUUUGAUUGGCGUUAAGUUUGACCGCUGUUUAGAUGGGUGUCGAUUACAUGUGCAUUGAGCUAGCUGAAUGUAGUGACGCUAGGUCGUCAAGUAUUAUAACCAAUCGAACAUUGAUUAACAGAUCACUAGUAUUUUUUUCUCUAGUGAGAAACUGAUUCAGGGGGACUUUUUUCAGUUAAACUGUAUAAACAGGUCACUAGUAUUUCUUCUCCAGUGAGAAACUGAUUCAUGGGGGGAGUCCGGUCUCACAAGGUGUCAAACUAUCAACCUGAUAAACUGAAAAACUCCAAUAAAUAACAACCAAAACUGAUUCAUGGGGUCUUGUUUCAGUUGAAUUGUUUAAACAGUUCACUAAUAUUUCUUCUCUAGUGAGAAACUGAUUCAGGGUGACUUACUUGUUUCAGUGACAGGUCACUCACUAGUAUUUCUUCUCCAGUGAGAAACAGAUUCAGGGGGACUUGUUUCAGUUGAACUGUAUUAACAGGUCACUAGUAUUUCUUCUCCAGUGAGAAACUGAUUCAGUGGGACUUGUUUCAGUUGAACUGUAUUAGCAGGUCACUAGCAUUCCUUCUCUAGUGAGAAAUUGAUUAAGGGUCUUGUUCCAGUGGAACUGGAAAGACUGUAUAUGUUUCUCACGGUUUGGUUUUGGUUUGCAUCUGCACAUGCGUUGACACAGGAAUUUCUAUAUAGAUAUAUAGGAGGUCGUGGUUGACAAAUUUAUCUUGAAGCAAUAGUGACGUUAAAUCAUCUCUAGUAUUAUAACCAACCAAACAUGAUGAUGUAUUGUUCAAGAGGUCACUAGUAUUGUUUCACUAGUUUUAGGGGAAAAUAUCCAACGAAUAAGUCUCAGUGAAACUGGGAAGACCGUAAUAUAAGCUUAUAAAGAAUUUCCAAACCAUAGAAACAAAUUUCCUGAGUUGAACCACCUUAAUAUCCAUUGGAGUAGCUGGAUACUACUCUCACAUAUUCAGUGACAUGUGAUUCGUCAUCACAUUCUAUCAGAUUUUGAAUUUGUUGAGCGAUUGAAUAAUAAUUGUCAACAAAUCUAAAUGCCACUCAUUGAUGUAUUAACAUGAAAUACUGAAACUUCCAAUUGCAUAAUAUCUAGUCAAUAAAUUGCUUACUGAUACUAAAAAGCAUCUCACUAGUAUAACAUGUGAUAAUAAUUUUGUGUCUACAAUGUGCAUUUAAACUAUUUUGGAUCCACCUAUUAGCAGUUUUGAAUAUGGUGGCAAACCCCGUACAAUUUUUAAAUGAAUCCUGUUAAAAAAGUCAUUAUUGUCAAGUUUGUUGCCAUAAGAUAUAUCAAUUGAAUGAUGAUUAUAUUCAACUGGAGCCAAUUUUAAUUUGUGUUUAAUCAAAGCUCAAAUGAAAUUAUCAUAAAUAAUAAUUAUAUCUAUUGAGCUGCAGCCAAUUAAAGUUUUUGUUUGCUCAUAUAUUUAUCAAUAUUUUGCGAAUAAUGUUCAAAAUUAAUACAUAUUUUUCAACCGGAUAAAGUAUGAAUCGUUUAAUGGGUAACAAAGUGUGUGAAAUGGAAAUCAACUUAUUCAAGACUCUUCGAAAAAUGUUAUUUUUAAAUUUACAUGAUUAUUCUUGCUGAAUUCGGCAUUCAAACUCCAAUUUCCUUAAUAUGACUUUAGUCACCAGUAUUCGAAAAAGUGAACAAUCUUUUCAUUUACAAUCAAAUAUUAAGAUCAUUAAUGAAUGAUUGAUUAUUGGAAUUAUUUGAUUAAUAGCUGAUUUUUCUGUUUUUCAACUUUAUUUUUUUUUUUGUAAAAGUGGAAAUUUUCUUUGAAUAUUUGGGUAGUUAUAACCUACUAUGAUGGCUGAUUUAUGUACACUAAAUCAAGUCUCUUUUCUGUAUAGGGCUACUUGUAAUAUAAAUAGAAAAAAAUAAAAAAUCUCAGUACCCUUUUUGAAUUAUUUAAUCACAACAUUUUUCAACAUUGAUGCCAUUUCAAAAACAUGUUGUGAUUAAAUAAUUCAAAAAGGGUACUGAGAUUUUUUAUUUUUCUUUCUAUUUACUAAAUCAAGUAUUUAGGGAAAGGCUCAUGAUAAUUUUAUUAUUGAAGAUUUAUGUUUAAUUUAAAUCAAGCUUAUGCUUGCCAAACUUGUACCAGGUACAGGCAUAAAUGUAUUAUAUAUUAUAAAUGUACGUUAUUAUAAUAAAGGCUACACAAAAAUAUCUUUAAAAUGUUUUUGAAAUGUAUUCAGACGUAGGCCUACUCCUCAAAUCAUUUGUUAUGUCACUGAUCACUUGUUAUUCUAUUGUAACUAUUUUUACAAUGAUUUAAAAACAUAAAAAUUGUACUUUGUUUCGUUGAAUUCUUCUCAGAUUGAGAUGAUUUUCCGUCUAAUACAGGAUAAAUAUUCCUUUAUCAUGUCCUAGUCCAAUUUGAUGAAUUGGUUAAUUAUUAUCAUGCGUUCAAUUUGAGUCAUUUCGAUUGCUCUAUUUUGAAUAUUUUUUCAUAUAUUUCUACUCAAUGUUGUUCAAGAUCUGAAUCUAUUCCAUUAUACACAAUGCAUUCUCAUUCAGAUUCACAAUUCUCAAAUAUACAUUUUUUCGUGCAAAUACUGUAAAAUAAAAAACUAGUGAUCUGGUUAAUCUAAUCUGAAUAGCUUGAUACGUCGCAUGAUUGUCAUAUAGAUAGAUACGGUACCAACACCAAUUUACACAGUUUAUAUGAAUAGAUUAGUAAUGCUCUAUUAUAAAAUACCAGUAUUUCAUUAAAAUGUGAGUCAAACUUAACGCCAAAAACAUGUAUAUGACUAUGUCUGUGUAUUUUUGUUCGAAAUUUGCAAAAAUGGAAGUGGAAUCGACGCAAGCCGGCUGAGGACUCGACGCCUGUGACUCAUGCGAAGAACGUUUAGUCAUAGUAUUCGUGCUCACCGAUUGUUCAUUAAAUUAUUCGAUCGAUUUUGUUUUAAAAUCGAUAUAUUCGAUCAUUGAAGUGCUGUUGUGUUGUGCCCCAACAUGGAAACUGCGACUCAUGCGAAGAACGUUUAGUCGUGGAUAAAGUGUUGUCAAAUCUCCGCAACAGUUAUAAUCACUUUUGUUUAUUUGAAAGUGUGAAAUAUCUUUGUUAUUCUCCUCAAAGAGGAAAUCACCCGAAAACGUAAGGAAGCUUUUUGUGACUCAUGUUGUCAAAAUUGUUUCAUCAUGAAUAUAAUUAUUCACUCAUGUUAUUUUCACAAAAAUAUAUUAUCAUGUUUUCGCAUUUUGUUAUUACUAUUUCACCUAUUUGUUAUUCGACCAUCCAUUAUUCUAUGCUAGAUAACCGAUCUUGGUUAUAAAUUUUUAUAAUGUAUAUAGUUUAUCAUGUGAUUUAGUUUACUUUUCUCGAUGUUGCAUUUUAGUUGAAUCAAAAUUAUUAGUAUGCAUACAUUUUGUUUAAUGAUUGAGGUAUCUGAAUUACGGUACUGCAAUAUGUUUGUCUUGAUUCCAAGAAUUCAGAUUUAUAAAUUAAUUAUAGCUUUCAAACAACUCCACUACUUUUAUGCUGAUACAAAUAGCCUUCCUCCACUAUUUCAAUUGUUUUAUUAAUUUAAAUUGAUAGGAAUAAUAUUCAAAGUAGAUUGUUCUGACAUUCUUUCUACUCAAACUUCCCAUGUUUUCAAUCAUAUAAUCACUGAAAAGAAAGUUUAAAGGAAGGCCUGUUUUUCUACUCAAUAACCAUCCUCAACCACUGAACGAGACAAUUUUGAUUGAUUUAAUUGUCUCCAGUGAAGCUCAUGUGUCUGAGAAUUUGAUAAAAUGAUUUGAAUUUGUGGAAUAUUAUUAAACAUUCAUAUUACCAUCAUUAGAGCUUGCUUUCAACUUUCUAUCGUCUUUAAUUUUGUAAUUCGUCGAUUGGUAUGUUUCAAUGCCGUAAAUAACAUUGAAUUAUUUUGUCCAUUUAGAGGAAUGGUGAAUGAUUAAUUUUUUUAGAUCAAGACAAUCCUCUUGGGCGUUAUUACGACCGUAACAUACACCAGCAUCUUAACAUGUGAAAAUCUUUAGAAAUCGAUGUUUGAAAAUAAUUAAUUUAUUUUUCUUGAUUGACUUCUUAGCUUUAAUGUCUAGAUUCAGAGAAUGGCCUCAUAAGAAUAAUUAUGUAGAACGGUCCUAUUAGUUACAAUAACUUACUAUUUAAUCAAAAUAUUAUUACAACAAGAAAAGAUUAAUUUCGAUUUUGAUGAAAUUAUAUGAACUUUUUUUGUUUUUAUACUCUUAGACAUGAGUCGCGAAAGUUAAAAUCUUGUAGCUGGAUCUAGCAGCCUACGAUAGAGAGCUAUUUUCAAAUGGUGCUUGUAAUAUUAAAAUUCAUCUUCCUUAAAGUCUAAAAUCACACUGGUUUACACAAUUUCUAAUGAAAUGUUGGUAAUUGAAAAUGUAUUUGUUGGAAAGGAAUGUAAAUUUGUAAAAUUUGUUGUAGGCAUAGUGUUGCGAGUUUACUGUAAAUAUAUGAAUAGAAAUUCAAGUACACUUUCAUCCUGUUACUUGGGAAAAUGUAUCCCUAUUACUAAAAUAAAAAGAUGAUUAAAAAAG